Messenger RNA from Capronia epimyces CBS 606.96, 660 nucleotides. RefSeq names its product GTP-binding protein ypt5. The transcript is spliced from 4 exons. Gene Ontology annotation, molecular function: GTP binding; GTPase activity. The record is from RefSeq and is a predicted model, not a curated record. NCBI's taxonomy places the organism in Eukaryota, Fungi, Ascomycota, Eurotiomycetes, Chaetothyriales, Herpotrichiellaceae. Bases 1 to 660 code for a protein of 219 amino acids.
AUGGCCUCAAGAGCUCCCGCAGGCCGACCCGGCGCAGGCGGCAGGUUUGCCCAAUUCAAGCUCGUACUUCUCGGCGAAUCUGCCGUGGGCAAGAGCUCAUUAGUUCUUCGCUUCGUCAAAGAUCAAUUCGACGACUACCGCGAGUCCACCAUCGGCGCCGCCUUUUUGACCCAGACGAUAUCUCUCGACGAGAAUACGACGAUUAAGUUUGAGAUAUGGGACACUGCUGGCCAAGAGAGGUACAAGUCGCUGGCGCCGAUGUACUACCGGAAUGCCAAUUGCGCUGUUGUCGUUUACGAUAUCACCCAGGCCUCAUCACUGGACAAGGCAAAAUCAUGGGUGAAGGAGUUGCAGAGACAGGCAAAUGAAAACAUCGUUAUUGCGCUGGCCGGAAACAAGUUGGACAUUGUCAACGAACAUCCCGAUAAACGUGCCAUCCAGACCGCCGACGCCGAAGCAUACGCCAAAGAAGCCGGCCUUCUCUUCUUCGAGACCUCGGCCAAAACGGCAACCAACGUUAGCGAACUCUUUGCUGCCAUUGCCAAAAAGCUCCCCCUCGACCAGGCCGGACCUCGAAACCUGAGAUCAAACCCUCGACCAGGAGUAGAUCUACGACCGGAGUCGACCGGCACCCAAGGAGCCGGAGGCUGCCAAUGUUGA